AAAGCAACUGAGUGCAAGUAGGAUCACUACAGACACAGGCUUUACAUACUGUAGCUGGCUCAGCUGUGGACUUCACAGCACAAGAACAUAGUGUGCUGGAGCCAAUAAAUGGUGCGAUAAGCCCUAAUAAGAACACUAGUAUUUGUUCUGAAGUAAAAAGUGGGAGUCUGUUCAUUGACUGCUGACUGUUUAAAAUGGACCGCAUGGAGCUGCAAAGAGUCAACACGGAUCUUGAUGAUGACAGCAACAGUGGAGAGAGCACUGAAGAUGGAUAUUGCAAAGAUAUAGACUGUGAGAAAGUUACUAUAAGCAGUCAAUAUGUUGAUGAGGAAGAUGCUGAAAGUCAGAAGUUUCUGACAAAUGGGAUGGGUGGAAAGAAGAAAUUGGAAGAAUACACAGAGGAGAAUCAUCCUGGGACGACUUCAGUUGGAAUAUCGGUGUUCAACCUCAGCAAUGCCAUCAUGGGCAGUGGAAUUCUCGGACUUUCUUAUGCCAUGGCUAAUACAGGCAUCAUACUGUUUUUGAUUCUUCUUCUCGCAGUGGCGAUUUUAUCACUGUACUCUGUACAUCUUUUAUUAAAAACAGCAAAAGAAGGAGGUUCACUAAUCUAUGAAAAAUUGGGUGAGAAAGCUUUUGGGUGGCCUGGAAAAAUUGCAGCUUUUACAUCUAUCACAAUGCAAAACAUUGGUGCAAUGUCCAGUUACUUGUUUAUUGUUAAAUAUGAACUGCCUGAAGUUAUAAAAACUUUCAUGAAUCUGGAAGAGAACUCUGGGCAAUGGUACCUGAAUGGAAACUAUCUUGUCAUAUUUGUAUCCAUUGGAGUGAUCUUACCACUAGCUCUUCUGAAGAACUUAGGAUACCUUGGAUACACCAGUGGAUUUUCUCUAUCUUGCAUGGUCUUCUUCGUCAGUGUGGUCAUUUAUAAGAAGACACAGAUACCCUGUCCUUUACCUUUUUUGGAUCAUCCUUCUGGAAAUGUAACAAGCAACAAUACUUUUCACUCAUACCCCCUUAUGAUACAGAAUUACACUGUCAGUUCUGGAGUGAACUUUAUGAUGGAUUAUACGCAAGGAGAGACACCAGAGCUUAACCAGCACAAGGACAGUGACCAUGAGAGUAAGGUGGAAUUUGAAGCCCACACAGAUGACAAAUGCCAACCCAAAUAUUUUGUGUUCAAUUCCCAGACAGCCUAUGCUAUUCCUAUCUUGGCUUUUGCAUUUGUGUGCCAUCCUGAAGUGUUACCAAUCUACAGUGAGCUCAAAAGCCGAUCUCGAAGGAAAAUGCAGAAUGUUUCUAAUUUAUCAAUAGCUGCAAUGCUGGCAAUGUAUCUUUUUGCUGCACUUUUUGGUUAUCUUACAUUUUAUGGUGAAGUGCAAGAUGAAUUACUUCACACUUACACAAAAGUGUACAGAUUUGACACCCUUCUUCUCUGCGUCCGUUUGGCAGUACUUGUGGCGGUAACCUUGACAGUUCCAAUUGUUUUAUUCCCAAUCCGUACUUCAAUCACUGCAUUGUUAUUUCCUGGAAGACCAUUCAGUUUGCUGAGGCAUUUCCUCAUAGCAUUCGUUCUCUUGGCCCUAAACAACACUCUAGUUAUAUUUGUGCCCACUAUUAAGGAUAUCUUUGGAUUCAUAGGGGCAUCUGCAGCAACAAUGUUGAUUUUUAUUCUUCCUGCUGCUUUUUAUUUACGAAUUGUGAAAAAGGAACCUUUCCGGUCACCACAGAAAAUUGGGGCUCUCGUUUUCCUUAUCGUUGGGGUCAUAUUUAUGAUUGGAAGCAUGUCGCUCAUUAUAUCUGACUGGAUCCACAAUUCACAAUCUUCCAAACACCAUUAACCCCCUCUGUUGCAUAAUGCAUAAGCUAUGUAUAUAUGUGUGCCUUUAGCCGGAUGUCAGCGUGGAUGGCUGGAAUUCCUCUAACACAAGAUGCUAGAUCAAUCCAAAGACUGUUGCUGGCACCAACAUGUGAACUAUAAAACACUUUUUUUUUUUUGUACAAGGGUUUGUUAUUUAUACAUUACACAUGCCACUGUUUUUAUUAUUGGAAGUAUUAACAUGGAGUAGAUGUUCUCUCUGGAGGGGAUUCAUGCAAGUCAGAAAGAAACAAACUGCUGGAUUAAAGAAGAUAAUAUUCAUUUCUGCACUCAUUGGAGGAUAUUAAUGGACAGAUUGUGCCAUAUACAUAUUGUCUUCAUUAUAUGUGCCUUUAACAGAGUCUGACUGGGGGGGAAUUGACCACAAGUAAAUAAUAUGUACUUUCAGUGUUGUUUAGUAUACAUACAGCUUUUAGUUCAGGUUAAAUGUAAUAGUUACUUACAGUACCACCCUAAUAGUUAAAAGAAAUAUUUUUUUACUACAGCUUUCAUUCCCAUUUAUAUAAUAAUGACUAAAUGAGGGGUUACAAGCACAGGGCCUCCUCCAGUUCCCAUGAUGCACUCCCAUGCUCCAUAUUUGAUUGUUUCUGGCAUCAUGACUGAAGUCAUCUUCUAAAACCAGUAGGACUCAGAUGAUUGGCUGAUUUCAUGGUUAGUUGUGACAUUAUACAGACAGAAAGUGAUGAACUCCAUAAGCACAAUAAUCAUAGCUGGCUGGGAAUGAUGUUGCAGUGAGACAGUUUAUAGAACUAUCUCAUACAAUACAGAUAUGGGCCUGUUUCAUAUAUUAGUUAUUGCCUCAAACUUUAAGAAAACUACAAACAUUCUACAAUGCUGGGAGGUGCACUAGAAAUAGUUAUUUCUAUGUGACGCUACAGUUGUUCUCUUUAAAACUGCAUUAGGCACUUGUCUACACAGCUGAGAUUUUUCAGGCUACGGACUUGCUAAUCAUCCCACAUACGCAGCAUCGAUGCAAUAACGAGGAACAUUGACACCCCGAGUGAGUCUAUGAUCACGCAAACUGGCCGCGGCAGUAGCGACGCUGGCACCAUAUUGCUUUAUGUACAUGAUCGCAGCUGAAGGCAGAUAUACACCCUGAAAAUAGGCAUGACACCCUGAAAACAUGCCGCAACUUCCCAAAUGGCCCCUUCCUGUCAAUCAGUCUGCAUUAAACAUCUCACAGUGAGCGGCACUGUAAAGGUACCUUGGCGGGUGUACAGUGCGAUCGCAGCGCAUGUGCAGUCUGCUAAUAAUUGUUCAAUUGCACAAACAUUGGCAUGAAUUAGGCACUUUAUACAGUGAUUUAUAGCAGGCUAUAUUACAGUAAGUAUUUGCCUAGUGUAACCAGGGAAAUAAUGAUGGCAUAACAUGCAUCUUUAUGUGUAAAGCAAAUUCAUCUUCUGCUGUUUCAGACGAAUCAUUCUGAAGUAGAAAUAUGAAAACCUCAGCUCAGUAUGUCACUUUGUUAUAUAAUAGUCUCCCGAAUGCGCCAUAGACUGUUAUUUCCUACCUAAUGCUAUAUCACCUGGUGUGUGGUAUUGUUUAUUUUGGAAUUAUCUGUUGGCAAUGUCCAUUCAGAGUAUGACUGUGUGUCUUCCACAAUGACUCAGGGAGUAAUUCAGACCUGAUCGUAGCAGCAAAUUUGUUAGCAGUUGGGCAAAACCAUGUGCACUGCACUUGGGAAGGGGGGGGGGGCAGAUAUAACGUGCAGAAAGAGUUCGAUUUGGGUGGGGUGUGUUCAAACUGAAAUCUAAAUUGCAGUGUAAAAAAAAAAGCAGACAGUAUUUACCCUGCACAGAAACAAUAUAACCCACCCAAAUCUAACUCUCUCUGCAAAUGUUAUAUCUGCUCCCCACCCCCUUGCAGUGCACAUGGUUUUGCCCAACUGCUAACAAGUUUGCUGCUAUGAUCCUAUCUGAAUUACCCCCUCAGAGCGGUGCAGGGAGAGCUCCUAUGGAUAUGGCUAUAUUAGUAAUGAAUGAUUCCAUUUAUGCCAUAAAUAUACUCGGUGUGAGGAAACUUUUAGAAAACACAGUAUAUAUAAAUAUUUAUGUAUAUAAUACUGUACUUUCAACUGUUAGUUGCAUUCAGCCUUCAUAUUGAUUAUACCAUAUAUAUUUCAGCAAAAUUAUUUGUAUUUAUUUUUAGUUGGGUGGGCUCUGUGAUUAUGCAGUGUGAUUUUCUAAUGGCAUCUGUUCAAAAUAUUUACUUUGUAUCACAAAAUAUAGGUUACAUAUUGAUCCAGCCACUGUAUCUCCAUGUUGUAAAGAGGUGGAAGAGGUUGCAUACGUGUGUAAUGGACAAUGCAGUAGAUUUAUCAAUAUCUAACUUUUCUAGGAGUUAAUAAACACCCUGUAUCGCCACUUAUGGCAGCAUCAUAGGAUGUGAUAGCACUGCUAUGUUUUAUUAGUCCUGUCGUUGGAGAGGGCUUACUGUAAAUCAUCCCAUCAGCAGUCUGUAUCGUAUCAGCAUAUGCCGAUGCAAUACAUACUUGUCAGUACACAGCACCACGGUCACACGUGUGCGAUACGCAAUAGUAUAAUUCGAAGAUAUGUUGGGGAGUCAUUAAAGGCGCACAAUGGGUAAGCAUAACAGAUGUGUUAUGAGUUUUAGACAAGCAAUGAAAAGCUCAGCUUUUCAUCAGUUGAUAAGAUGCCACCAUAGCCAGCUAUGGCAGUGCUAUUACACAAUCUGUUAGGCGCCACUAGAGAAAUAUCUGAAUUCAUCACAGAGGGGUCUGUUCACAAAGCAGUGAAAACAGUGGAAAACGGACGAGUGGAAGAGUUACCUAUGGCAGCCAAUCAGCAUCUCCCUUACGUUUUAUAGAAUGUACUUGAUAAAGGCUUCCUUCAAAGCUGAUUGGUUGUCAUGGGCAACUUCUCCACUGGUUCUUUUCUCCACUUUUUACACUACUUCAUGAAUAGACCCAGAAUCCCUUUUGUUAAAUAUUGAGAAGUGGCAGAAACACCUAUAUAAAAGCCGUGCAAAUGAGUUAUCUCCUUUUUGAUAAAUCUUCUUAAAUAUGUAUGAUCAUGUUUAUUGCAUAUUAUCUUUUCAUAUCUCUGUUUAGUGGUUUAUGAAUGGACCACUUUUAAGCGACACUGCAGCCUGUUGCAAAUUGUUGCUAAUAUACUCCCCACCACACACUGGAGUUCGAGGGACAUCUCCAUGUACCCACUUUACAUUGAUAGGGGGGGGAGUGUGGGGAGGAUGACGAAUCACAAGCUGCAUUGUUUAACAACUGCUGUGGUUCCAGCUAAGGGAAGGAGCACAUUAGUAAAAUCAUUUCAGUAUGCUUGAGCCUAACACAAAUUUAUGUAAUUGUGCUGUGAAUAUUGGAAGUAGUCACAGGCAGCACUGAGCAGUGCUUACUUUCCAGAAGCAACAAACUGGAAGCAUUUCUUGGAUGAAUUAUCUAUGUUAAAUGCACCUAUCCUAAAGAAGACUGGGAGCUGCUUUCUAAUACCUUGUUUGGUAUGUAUCUUUAAGUUACAUUGGAAGUAGGACCUAGUUUACAUUGGUGAUUUUCACACAGCAGAAAAUAUAUUUAUCCAGAUAGUUUAAUUCAUAUUACCAAGAAUUUUGAAAUCCGGUCUCUGCAUGUCCCCUAUCCCAGUGCGUAUGUGAUUUCACAGUUCUGAUUGUGGUCAGAUGACCUUCAGUUUUGCUUGCCAAUUUACUGUCACUCAUAUGAUUUGCCAAUUGUUUUAGUGUUUUUUUUUAACUCAAGUGAAACAAAAUGAUUAUAUGUGAGAUUUUUACUAGCGUAGUUACUAGCGUUUGGACCUUUUUAUGUUCAUAUACAGUGGCCAGAGCCAUAUGCAUCUUGAAAA
Pseudophryne corroboree (corroboree frog) is the source of this 5706-nucleotide messenger RNA. RefSeq names its product solute carrier family 38 member 4 (gene SLC38A4). Gene Ontology annotation, cellular component: plasma membrane. Gene Ontology annotation, biological process: amino acid transmembrane transport. The transcript has 16 exons. Lineage: Eukaryota; Metazoa; Chordata; Amphibia; Anura; Myobatrachidae. The record is from RefSeq and is a predicted model, not a curated record. Gene Ontology annotation, molecular function: L-amino acid transmembrane transporter activity. Bases 195 to 1835 code for a protein of 546 amino acids.